Molecule: messenger RNA, 2569 nt
Organism: Anopheles moucheti
Lineage: Eukaryota; Metazoa; Arthropoda; Insecta; Diptera; Culicidae
Product: dihydrolipoyllysine-residue succinyltransferase component of 2-oxoglutarate dehydrogenase complex, mitochondrial
Exons: 6
Coding region: 233-1711 (492 amino acids)
Biological process (GO): tricarboxylic acid cycle
Cellular component (GO): oxoglutarate dehydrogenase complex
Molecular function (GO): dihydrolipoyllysine-residue succinyltransferase activity
Source: RefSeq, a predicted model, not a curated record
UGUCGCCGUGCCCAAUCCCAUCCGCAACGAUUCUGUCCGGUUAAUUCUGUUUGUGCGGAGUUAUCGGGGGAGUUUGCAUAAAGGGUCCAUCGUCCAAGGAACGAUCCUCGGUAAGCAGCUGUGUUGUGCCGUUGUGCCAGCCAAAAUCGUGGGUGCUUUGACACCGUCAAAUUUCACCUUUCACUUUACGCUGUCAAGGCAACAAACGUGCACAAGCAGCUGGGAGUGAGCGAUGGCCGGAAUUCUUUCGAUAUCGUCGCGAAAUCUGCCCCGAGCAGCGCUCCGAUUUGGGCUGCGCUCGCUAGAAGGACACACAGGACCUCAGCAGGCCGCUGUAACUGGUUCCCGAGCCCACCACCAGGGGCGUAGAUUGUUGCCGAGCAUCGUCCGGUCAGCGGUCACCGACAGUGGCCGUCGUAGCGAAUCCGUUCGAAACUCCAUCAAGGCGCAGGGAUGGGCUGUGAACGAGCGCACCAUCUUCACCUCGGCCCGUAUGCUCUCGUCGGAGAUCGUCAAGGUACCGCCGUUUGCCGAUUCCGUGUCGGAGGGAGAUGUGAAGUUUGAAAAGAAAGUCGGCGAUGCGGUGGCCGCUGACGAAGUGGUCAUGGAGAUCGAAACCGACAAAACGACGGUCGGUGUGCCGGCUCCCGGACAUGGUGUUAUCGAGGAGAUCUACGUUGCGGACGGCGACACGGUGAAGGCCGGUCAACAGCUGUUCAAGAUGAAGAUUACCGGCGAAGCUCCAAAGAGCGCUGCCAAACCAGCCGAUGCUCCGGCACCGGCUGCAGCGGCACCACCUCCACCACCGCCGCCACCACCUCCAGUAGCAGCAGCCGCACCACCCCCACCACCUCCACCACCUGCGGCUGGAGCACCUCCGCCACCACCGCCACCGAAACCGGCGGCUCCAAUUAGUCGAAUGCCCGUCGCUGCCAUUCGCCAUGCGCAGGCCAUCGAAGCGGCCACCGUGAAGGUACCGCCGGCAGACUACACCAAGGAGAUCACCGGAACGCGUACGGAACAGCGCGUGAAGAUGACGCGCAUGCGGUUGAAGAUUGCCUCGCGCCUGAAGGAGGCCCAAAACACGAACGCAAUGCUGACGACGUUCAACGAAAUCGACAUGAGCUUCAUCAUGGAUUUCCGUAAGCAACAUUUGGAAGCAUUCGUAAAGAAGUACGGAAUGAAGCUGGGUUUCAUGUCCGCCUUCUGUAAAGCAGCUGCCUAUGCCCUGCAGGAUCAACCCGUCGUAAACGCUGUUAUUGAAGAAAACGAAAUUAUUUAUCGCGAUUACGUAGACAUUUCGGUAGCGGUAGCCUCGCCAAAGGGUCUGGUGGUGCCCGUGUUACGAAAUGUGGAAGGCAUGAACUACGCCGACAUUGAGCUGUCGAUCGCCGGUCUGGCGGAUAAGGCGAAAAAGGGAACGCUAGCGGUGGAGGAUAUGGAUGGUGGUACCUUCACCAUCUCGAACGGUGGCGUGUUUGGUUCCCUGCUGGGAACUCCAAUCAUCAAUCCUCCGCAGAGCGCCAUUCUUGGUAUGCACGGCAUCUUCGAGCGACCAAUUGCCGUAAAGGGACAGGUGGUGAUCCGACCAAUGAUGUACGUAGCCCUGACUUAUGACCAUCGAUUGAUUGAUGGCCGUGAGGCCGUCACCUUCCUGCGCAAAGUAAAGGCCGCAGUCGAGGAUCCUCGCAUUGUGCUGGCCGGUCUGUAAGCGACCAGCAGUACUCAUCAACUGCCUGCGUUCACGAAGAUGAAGAAUCUUCAAAUGGAGAAAUUGGCGUUUCGGAUCAGCGCGAAUAUAUAAUCAUACAAUGGCAGAAGCCACGCCAUGUGAGACGAUACAUGAAAUGGAAGAUAACAACAUUUAGAAGGACAACGCUUUAAAACAGCACCAACAUAUGAACGUAUCCCAUUAGAAAAGAUCGCAGCACAACCGUUGCCUAAUUACUUGUUUCUUAUGAAUCUUUACCCUAACCGCCAGUUCCCACUUAACAUCCUCCCAGAGGACGGUGUACGAUUAAAUAUGGACGAAGUUCAAGCAAAUGUAACGCUCUUAACCUGACAGUUUCAAUUUUGAUGUUGUGAAACAUUAUGCUAGUUGCGCAAAUGUUAGAAUUACAGCAGAGAAUGAUUAUUAUUUUUGCCAUGGAAAAUCACGACUCUCCUGCCGAGGUUUUCUGCUUAUCAGUCCAGCUACACUCAGCCAUACUAAGAUUGGACGCUAUUGGUGUUGUGCGGAUGGAGUUCUUCGGCAAUCGUAACGUAGAGUAGUUGGUAGUUGGUUCCAUUGAGCGAAUCAACAGGCACAUCGGUGGGUUACAAAUGUGUAUUAAUGGUGCUCUAUUGAAGAACGACGAUAUCGACGACAUUGACGGUGCACGUGCACGUGAACGGGAAGGAUGGGUGAGAUAAUAGAACGUUGUGCUUAACAUCUUCUUAACUUGGUAACAUUUUGAGACAACCUUUGAAACACGAAGCAAGCAAAACGCAGUUUAGGUAGAGAAGUAUUUAUUUGAGUAAAAAGUAAAUAAAACCCAGUAUGAACCAAUACCCAAAUUGGUUCCUUUCA